GGAAGAAGAAAGUUCGUCACUUCCGCUCUCCAACAACGAUGGCGUCCUCCACUCCGGGAGACGGCAUGAGUGAAACACAAACAGCGAAAAAGACUGAAAACCAGGGUAAGCUGUGAAACAAACGUGCUUAAAACGUUUUUCUUACUUUGGAGGUUCAUGUAAGUGCGAGUUGGAGGGUGAUUUUGGUGACUUUUAUCGGCGUGUUUACACAUUAGCGAGACAGCACGCAUGUUAUAAGCUUUGAAACAGCGACUGAGCUUUUAGUGAAUUAAUGAUCUGGGAGUUUCCAGACGGAUAAAUUGUCUGAAAGGACACAUUUUAACCUUAGACUGUAUAUUUAAACAGUAUAUACAACAUGAUAUAAUAUAUAUAUAUAUAGAAAUAGUAUAUGCAGUCUAUGAAUUUAACUUACUGUAGAUAAUGAUUUUAUUCUUAAUCAUACAAAAACAGGGACAUGAGGGGAAAAUCUAGGUUUUGUGUAUUUUGAACGACUCGAUGUUUCACAGAAAAGAAUAGAUACAAAAUCAAAAGAAAAACCAUAAAUCAACCACUAAUUUCGUUUUAUUAUUAAUCACUCUUUUGAAUUUUCUUGUAAAUUCUUUUUCUACAUCAUUGUAAACACGUUGAAGUCAUGUACUUUGGCUUUAUGUAAGCUUUGUUUAUAAAACUACAGAGAAGCUAAAAUGAUUGAGUAUGCUGAAUUUGGCUUAAAGUAUAUUUGUUUUUUAUUAUUAAAAUAAAUCAACCUCUUCUUGAUGUUGUUAGAUGUAAAAUAAAGAGGUUACAUGACAAAAUAAAAUACACAAAGAGGAAAUAAGAAUGAAUAAACUUCAUAAGACGAUGCAGAAAAGAAAUUGUUGUUUAAGAAUUCAUCAGAGAGCAGAAAAUAAAGUUUUUAUGUCCAAACUAUCUUGAAAAGGACUCUCAUACCUCCAUUUAAUCUAUGUUUUCUAUACAUUGGGACUGUGGUUGAACAAAAACAGUUAUUCGUUGGUAGUUAUGACACAGGAGGACCUUAGGAUGCUGAUAGUCACACUUGAAUGUAUCCUGUGAGCUGUUUCUUGGUGCAGUUAAAAUUCGGGUGUCCCCUCUUUAAAAAGUUUUAAUUUCACUCCAAGGAAAACAGCAUUAAACUUCUGCGCAUUUGUUGUUUGUUUUCUGUUGAUUUGGCUGAUUAAAAUAGCACAUUAGAAGCAGUUUGAUUCAAAAAAACAUUUAAAAAAAAACUGACCUCAGACCUUUUAAUAUUCUUGUUUCCUGCAGUGGAUGAAUCUGAACUCCUGACCGUUCCUGAUGGAUGGAAAGAGCCCACGUUCACCAGAGAGGAUAACCCCCGAGGUCUGCUGGAGGAGAGCAGCUUUGCCACCCUGUUCCCCAAAUACAGAGAAGCUUACCUGAAGGAGUGCUGGCCGCUGGUGGAGAAGGCGCUGGGAGAGGCGGUGAGUUCACUGAUGCUCGACAGACUUUUUCUUGAAAACAUGAUGAACAGGACGAUAAACUCUGAUGAAUGACAGUGAAGCUUACUUACUGUGUUUUGUCAUAUUCAUUGUUUCUCUCAGAACAUUAAAGCGUCUCUGGACCUGAUUGAGGGAAGUAUCACCGUUUGCACCACGAAGAAAACUUUUGAUCCGUAUGCAAUCAUGAGAGCGAGAGAUCUCAUCAAGCUGCUGGCCAGGAGUGUACCGUUUGAGCAGGUGAUCAUCACACACAGGACACUCUCACGACUAUCUGUGCGGUUUAAACUCCCCCUUUGAUGAACUGAGACUUGGCGGUGAAGCGGCUCUCUUUGGCUCAUUUCUCUGCUUGUGUUUUAUUUGUAUUUCUUGCCUUCAGGCUGUGCGGAUACUACAGGACGACAUGGCGUGCGACAUCAUCAAAAUUGGGACACUGGUUAGGAACAGGGAGCGGUUUGUGAAGAGGCGGCAGCGGCUAAUUGGUCCCAAGGGGUCCACAUUGAAAGUGAGUAUAGCUGAAAACAAAACUGGUACAUCUGCUGGGGUGCAGCAGAACCUCAGAUACUGUACUUUCUUUCAUUGUUGAAUGAAGAAAGUUAAUAAUUUUUUUUUUUUUACUUUAUUAUUUUUUUUAUUAAAGAGAAACACAAACAUUCCUUGACAACAUCACAGGUUAUGUAUGACAGUGCUGAAGACAUGAAAAAAGAAAAGAGAAAACCCAUGGAGCACGGAAAACCGAAUAAUACAAAUGAGUGAAAAAUAAUAGAUAAAGAAUUGGACAGUUCAGAUAUUCCAGCAUAUUGUGGGGUCCCCCUCAGUCAGAGAGAUAUCUCGCUAUAGGUAGCCACCUCCUCACAAAAACAUCAGACCUUAAUUGUAAUGUAGCAGUUAAAGCCUCCAUUCCACACACCUCCCUCAGUUUCUGUUUCCACUGUGCCACUGUAGGUGGCUGCGGAUUCAUCCAUUUUAUUGUUAUUGUAGUGGCUAAGCCCCAGCUUGAAGCCACUGAGGGGCUGCAGGACAGGCUAAACUUAACAACGCGCUGACUACACUUACUGGCACUUCCAAUUAAUUCAAGUCCACUCCUUGUUUGCUUAAUGUGAUCUUUAAUUUCUCACAUUUUUGUAGAAAUAUCAAGUACAACACCACAGCAAUGCAUCGGUAACGGAGAUAGCGGUGCCAAAAGCAUAUCUUCUAGCGGUUGAAAAACUGUGCGCUCUUCUGUCCGGCAACACCUGCCCAGUAACGCAAAGUUCCCACCUUUAUGACAAAAAAAAAAACACACCCACCACCCGCUGGCAUAAAUUGGUAUUGCAGUGAGACAAAAAUGGCUCCUACAGUUAUCAUGUUCCUAGCAGUCAUAUAUGUAACAAGUACUUUUGGUCUCUAGUGUACAUGUCUUCAGGAGUUAGAUCGAAGAGAAACUGAUUGAUUCCCAGAACUUUAUCUAUCUCGCUCUUUCCAAAAAGGAGGCGUCAUCGGGCAAUCCCAAAAUAUGUGUGAGUGGUCGCCAACCGCUCCACAUCCUCUCCAACAGUAAGUUGCAGCUGGGUUAUCGACGAGUUUAGAGACCACGCAGGGCGUCUUAAAGAUCCCUGUCUUCACCUUCCAAUCAAACUCCUUCCACAUGUUACUAUUGAUACCUUUACGACGUCGAAUUUACGCUGCUUCCCAUUCCCCAUCCUCAAUUUUAAUAUUUAACUCAAGCUCCCAUUUGGUUUUUAAUAUAAAAAUUAUUGUCUGGAGUGUCUAGUAACAUAUUUCUGUCUAUAUGGGAAACCUGCUUUUUAUUGGCUAAGUUAAUAAAACUUUUCAAAAGAAAUUGAUCACAUUUAGUGGAGACUUGCUCUGAACUUUAAUACAUUUUGUGUCAGAGUCGAUUUACAAGAGUAGAAAUAAAACUGAAUUCACUCCUUGUGAUGAAAACUAGAUUCAACGUUUAACAUCCGUUCGAAAUCAAACACUCAGAGAUUCUGAAAAUAUUUUUCAUUACUUUUCUAAUCUUGGCCUGAAUUCUCACUGAAUUUUGUAUAGCACAUUUAAACAGCCAGUGGCCUACCAAAGAACUUUAAAAUAAUGAAGUAGCAAUAAAAGCAAGUCAUUCAACAGUAAACAGCAACAACAAAAGACAUGUAACAUAUAAAUGUAAACAAAAACGAAUAUAGAGCCAAUACAAGUAUCACACUCCAUCAAAAGCUAAAGUAAACAAGUGCGUCUUCAGUUGUAAACUCGUGUGGUCAGUGUUUGGAAAAGUCUGAAUUGAGUGUCACCGUUAACAGAAGCUCUGUGGUCUUGUUCUGCGUCUGUCGAGUGUGACAGGAAAGCGUCACUUGGUGGCAGCACUGUUGUGAUUAUCCCCUGAGUGAGUGUUUGUGUCUCUGUUGAAUCUCUCCUGCUCUGUCUUUUCCUUCAGGCGCUGGAGUUGUUGACUAACUGUUACGUGAUGGUGCAGGGAAACACCGUGUCGGCCCUCGGGCCCUACGGCGGCCUCAAAGAGGUGAGGGGUGCGUGUGUUCGUGUUCCCUGAGGACGGUGGUAAAAACUAAUGUGUGUUGGAGGGGAGGGUGCAGCAGCUGAUUUUCAAAGAUGCAAGGAAAAUGGAGGAAAAUAUUUCUGUUUGUCUUUCACUCUCAAACUAAAUGACCUCGAAUACUUAAACAAAAGCUUUGAAUGUUUUGAUUAGUUGUCUCCUUUUUCUCUUCAGGUCCGAAAAGUGGUGAUGGACACGAUGAAGAACAUCCACCCCAUCUACAACAUUAAGGUGAGUCCAAACAGCUGCUGCUCCGCUGUAAAAGUGACUGCGUUCAUGCCCGAUGAAGAUGUUUUCCAUCCUUGUUCUCGACCUCCUGACUGAAAUAAAACCUCUCUGGGUUUGUAGCCGAGGCUGGUUCAACCUGGAGCUGAGGGCGUGACGGACAGUUUGAGUAACAGUCACUGAAGUUUUUCUGCUGGUUAGAAACUAAACUGAACCUCUGAUUUCUCUGUGAUUAAAAAUGAAGAAAAAAUGUGUCAUGUUAGAUCAAGAAUAUGAGACAAAUCUGAAACUGACAAAGGAAGUGAUGACGAGUCACAAUCAUGAUCUAAUAUCUAGUUUGGAACGUGUUAUUGUGAAUUAAUGUCAAAAUUUUCCACUGUAAUUCUCACGAUUGCUCAUUUUUACAUAAACAGAUUCUUAUUAGUUCUUAAUUAUAACUCAUUUAAAACACAGAAAACAGCCGGACUGCUAAAAGUCUGAUCACUUUUUAUAACCUGCUUUCAUUGAGGAGCUCCAUCCGAUUUUAAAAGAGUGAUUUUAUAGAUUUCAUCACCUUCUUCUUCCUGAGUAACCAAAGUUCAGUAAAGGUCUUCAUCUAUAAACUCUCUUCUUAAGGCUGGCAGCUCCAGUCUGUGAAAGCGUGACGACACGAACAAAUCUUACGUUUUAAAACGGGGAUGCUGCAGAAGAAGAAAGUUCUGACCCUCCUGGUGUCUGUUCUUUCUCCCAGAACAUAAAAAGGUUGUUGAACAUGCUGAAUAUCAACACGAGUUAUAGACUGAUUUAGACGAUCCCUGCAGAUGUCGUCGUACCGAGCGAACUCGAUCUACUACAUGUGAAAAUGCUGCAGAAGAAAACUGGACUCCUAAAUAUUUCCCAGUUUUCUGCAAACUCGUCCAAACCGUCUGUUGGCUUUUAGUCCAAAGAUGGAGGAAUAAAAGUUCUCAACCUGUGUGCGGGAUUUGCGUCCUUAUUUAGGUGCAGCACUCAUUCAUAACUGUGGCGCAUUAAACAAACAUUUAUCUGCUUCAUGCAUGAAAACACAACAUGACAAAAGCAUCAAAUCUUCAUAUUUUUAUUCCACCCGUCCCUCCACCACCCUGCUUCAUACCCCCCCACCCCUUCCCCCAUCCCCUCCCCAUCACGGUGGCGAUCAGACUCUGAUGAUCAAACGGGAGCUCUCUAAAGACCCCGACCUGCGGGUGCAGAGCUGGGAACGUUUCCUGCCGAAGUUCCGGCACAAGAACCUGACCAAGCGGCGAGAGCCGAAGAAGAAGAGCGUGAAGAAGGAGUACACGCCGUUCCCACCGCAGCAGCCGGAGAGCAAGGUGAGCUUUCGAUACUCACGGUGGAUUUAAAUCUGGAGAAGUGUGAAUGUGAAAAGUGUAAUUCAACUUAAAUCCCGUUUGUUGCGCUUGAAGGUUGACAAAGAGCUGACGACAGGAGAGUUCUUCCUGCGUGAAAGUGUGAAAAAGAGGAAGAAGAUGGAGGAAAUCAAGGUGAGCGUUGGUGUCUUCAUAUCCUGCUGCGUUUUAAUCCUUUGGAUUAAUUCUGCCUUUUCUGGAGUUUAGAAGUGGAGGUGUUCCUGUUCUCUGUUUGUACUGUUGACCAAUCACACAUCAGGAGGCUUUAGUGUCUGCAGAUGACGCUGCAGACCCUCCGAAUGUGGCGCUGCAUGCCUGAAAAUUCACCUCCUUUUAUUCUGUGUUGAAAGAACAAACUUUUAAGAAUGAAGCCGACUGAAUAAAAUUAGUCGUGCAUCGUCAACCAGAUCCAGUUCAUGUGUUAAUGAGCCGCUGAAAUGGCAUGACCCGGUUCUUGUGGUAGCUCUCGGUCACAAAGUUUGCACAAAGACGGCUCAGGGUUGAGUCACAGAAACCGGCAGCUGUGUGACUCGAGUUCCUCUUUCUCAGGUCAAACAAGCAGAAGCUCUGACCAAGAAGCAAGAAGAGAGAAACAAAGCUUUCAUCCCUCCUAAAGAGAAGCCGCUGAUGAAGAAAUCCACCAAAGGUAAAAAAAAAAAGAAAGAGGAAGAGUUCUUUUUAAAGAGAAAAUCAAAAACCGUCUCCUCUCGCACUGACUCUAACCUCUCGGUCACGCUCUUCUCUUCUUUGUUUCCAGCUCCUACAGAGGGAAAACUCGACAUCGACGCCAUCAAGGAGAAAGUGAAAAAGGCUAAAACAAAGAAACUGGGAGCUCCGGCAGUGAGCCCGGCUCCUCCAGCGGGCAGCGCCGCCAACAAAAAGAAGAAGAAGAACAACAAAAGUUAGCCGCAAACCUUCGCCACCACUGACUCAAUGUGACCCUGGUAGAGGGCGUUUGUGGGACACAUGAAGACCGGAUUUGUGCUCGGAUCAUAAACUGUCCUGGACUUUUUUAUUGAACAGUUUUGGCUCUGAGGACUCGUUCCACUUUCACCCAUCACGAGACCAAACAUCAGUCAAUGUGGAUGAAUUCACCUCUAAUUUACUGAUGUCGAACACUUUCCUCUUUUACUGUCGUCCAGAUAUUUAAGUUUCCAAGAGUGAAUGAAAAAUAUUAAAAUUUUUAACAACUUGAAUCUUCAUUUGUCAGGUUUCCCAUCAUUACACAAACAAGGAAAUAGUCAGAGAGUAAAGGGGUCAUAAAGUCGCAGUUUGGGUUCACGGUGAGCAGCUUGAAUCCCCAAAAUAAAACUAAAAAAAAAAAAAAAAACGGUCCGAUUUGCUGUCCAAGUCCAGGUCCUUCAGGUCUCUGCAGACGGUCUACUCGUAGCAGAAGAUGUCGGGGUAAAAGUGUCUGACUGCGUACGCUGCGACGAAGGUGAAUAUGAGAACGAUGAGCCGGACAACCAGGACAUCCACGAUCUGUGAUUGACUUUCUGGAGCCCAGCCGCUGCCUGAAAAAACACAAGGACAAAGACCGAGUGAGCCCAAAAGAGGGAGAACGGCGUGUUCUGCAUCGCAAAGAUCAAAACGUCCUGAAAAAGUUCCAAACAUUUUAGAUUCUUCACACACAAAGUGAAAUAUUUCAAUUCUUUUGUUGUUUUAUUUUUGAUGAGAACGGCUGACAAAGUUAAAAAUCCUCUCUCUCAUAACAUCAGAAAACCGUGGAAAAGUCCAGGUUCUUGUCAGUUCUUUCAGUCCUGAAAAUCAGCGAAUGAACUCUUCACACCUGAGAGGUUUCCUGAGUUUUAAUCUCACCCUCUGAAAGACUGCUGACCUGACCUGAAAAUGAACUUUUUUGAGACGUCCUCAUGCACUUGUUGUUUUUUUACAACUAUAGUUGAAGUGAAAUUUGAUACUGACGAUACAGCCGCCACAGACCCAAACGAACAUUAGAUAAUGGCCUAUAAGAAGGCUGUGUGUGUGUGAGAUUAUGAUUAUUGGCAUGUGGAUACAGUGUUAGUAUUCCUCCUCCUGUAGGAUGUAGAGCCAAAAAAACCAACCGAAACAGGCGCUGAUACACCUGACAGUAACGGCAGGAGCUUUGAAUCAUCUUUGUAGAUCCAAUCAAACCGCACCUCCAGGAAAAAUGAACGCCAGUCCAUAUUAAAGGGAUAUUCCGGUGUAAAUUUAAGUCAUGGUGAAACACACCGUAACACAGAUUUAGACCCCCCCCAAGGUGCUGUUCUGAGCAUUAUUUGUGGCUAAAGAGUGGCUUUUUGUUGAGGUUUGCACGUGGAGAGGUACAUGUGUAAGGUCGUUACUAAAGUUGGUCUAACAAGAGAAGCAAGCGGUCGGCAACAUUCAUCUCUCGAGGGGGCGUCUAACUCGAUGUUACGGUGUGUUCAACCCAAAAUUAAAUUUACCGCGGAAUGUCCCUUUAGUACACAGUCUUCAUGACUCUGAGUAAGUGAAAGGCGACAGGAAUCAGCUUGAACUAAGACUGUAAUUAUCUCUCAGACUGGAUGAACAGGGUGUGUUCAUUUCCAACUCUGCAUUAAUUUGCAUAUAUCUGUAUUUUUCUUUUUUAAAAAGGCGUGUUGAGCCAGCCUGACAGGAUGUGCAUGAAGUCUGCUCUGCACAAGAAUAAAAGCAGACGCCCUUGGCCUCCUCCAGACUCAAAGGCCGUUUGCACAAAAACAGAAAAACAGUGAACUACCUGUUUGUGGAACUUUUGAAACUUUUUAGACAAACUGUUUUGAAAGCAGUUUUCGCAGUGUCACACCUCUUUUGUGGCAGCCGCCUUCAUUUCCUGCAUGUCUUCUCACUUUAGACUUUGCUGUGUUGACUGUGUUGAUAUUUAGAUACAAAUUUGGAUGAUAAAUAGUGAAGACAGCUAAAGUCAGCGAUGCUUAAAUCCUUGAACAGUCAAAGAUAUUUUUCUUUAAAGAACGAAUGUUUGGACAAAAAUAUACGAGACGCUAAAACUCCAGUUGUGUCAUGAAGGGUUUUUUGACCAGGACUGAAUACUCACGGCAGAGAUUGUCCACGCAGGCCCCUUCACAUCCAGAGCAGGCUGCCCCUUCAGAGUCAUACGGUCUCCUCCUGUUCACGUUACCCCUGUGUGAAAAACAACAGUCCAAGUUAGGGCCGUUUCUACAACAGAUUUCCUCAGGUCAUCUUUACUCCGCGCUUACACCACUGUGACUGAGUUUUCUGCAGUUUUAACUUUAAAGAUGAAGUCAGUGAAGGUUUUGGCUUUCAGCCUCAUGCCUCUCUGUACUAAACCUUGUUCGGCGGAGCAGGUUAAGAUCGAUCAUCCAUUCACAAACUUAGAUCUAAACCAUCUAAUUCACAGUGAAGACGUAAAGGACUUACGAUGGUGCGUAGUUGCAAACAAAGAUGACCCCUGCCUUUGCGCCAAAACCGGAUUCUUGGACUCCAUUUGGGCACAGAUGGGCGGCACAGCCGACCUUGUUGCUGCUCGCCCACACAACCUGGAGACGAGAACAGCUCUCAGUCACGCAGCACAGAUCACAUUUGAAGCACAAGAGUAAGCUGUAAGAGUUUGCAGACCUGAGUGUAGUGGCCACACACUUUGCUGCAGCGAUUGUUGGCGUAGUCAUAAAACUCUUUCUCGUUAUCCCAGCUGUGUAUUGCACCUGCCGUUUCAAAACUGGAUGGUGGGUAACCAGUCCAUAUGUUUUCUCCCACAGAGGUGGCGGUAGACUCUGAUCGGCGGGGGUUGUGCUCAAACACGCAGUUUUCUGCCCAUCCUUUAGCAAUGAUGGCCAAGUCCUCGUCCCAGGUCUAAAAGAGCAGAGAGGAAGGAUAUGAAACGACUGUGCUCCCUUUUAAAUGUUUUAUUCAUCAAAAAAAAAGUCUCGCCAUAUUGGAAAUGCUAACUCCAACACCAUUUUAUGUCCCCGGCUGUAAACUUGAUUUAUCCAAAGACAUGCACUUGUUUGCAUUUCUGCAUAGACUCUGCAGAAGUUGCUGCUCAGUGUCUCCUGAGAGUUUGAGGAGAACUUGGCUGCAGACGUACGUGCACAGUUGAAACUUCUUGAGACGCGGACACGGU
Xyrichtys novacula (pearly razorfish) is the source of this 9654-nucleotide messenger RNA. NCBI's taxonomy places the organism in Eukaryota, Metazoa, Chordata, Actinopteri, Labriformes, Labridae. The record is from the annotation of a GenBank genome assembly.